Lecanosticta acicola is the source of this 1824-nucleotide messenger RNA. The record is from the annotation of a GenBank genome assembly. Lineage: Eukaryota; Fungi; Ascomycota; Dothideomycetes; Mycosphaerellales; Mycosphaerellaceae.
AUGGCCCGGAAAAAGGACCCCCUCCAAGAACUCCCACCGGAGCCCGUCGUAGACGAACGCUCCCCCCUCCUAGCCAACGGCAGCGGCAACGACAACGACCAAGAAACCCUCCUCACCCACCAAGCCGAGCAAGAAAGAAGAGAAUAUGAAUCCGGCACCGUCCCGCUGGCCUCGGAACCGACCUUCCAAACCCUGCUGGCGACAAUGUCCAGCCUCUGGGUGACGACCUUCUUCGCCGCGCUGGACACCUCGGUGGUAGCGACCCUCUCCGGCCCCAUUUCGUCGUCCUUUGAAUCGGGCACUUCCUUUUCGUGGAUCGCGUCGGGCUAUCUGAUUGCCAAUGCCGCGUGUCAGCCGCUGUCGGGCAAGCUGACGGAUAUCUACGGGCGCCGGGCCGGGUUGGUGUUUGCGGUGACGUUCUUCGCCGCGGGGACUCUGACCUGUGGGCUGGCGCCGACUGCCGGGUGGAUGAUUGCGGGGAGGGUGAUUGCGGGUGCUGGGGGUGGGUGUAUCAAUACCGUGUCCGUCUUCAUUGCGAGUGAUUUGAUUCCUCUGCGGAGGAGAGGCGUCUGGCAGGGGAUUACGAACAUUGUAUUCGGGACGGGAAUGGCAUUGGGUGGAGUUUACGGAGGAUGUGAGUAUUUCCACACCGAUUCAUUGUCCGGGGGGAUUGCAGACACACGCCGUGCUGACAGUAGCAAUCAAGUGAUCAACGACAGAAUCGGAUGGCGAUACUGCUUUUACUUUCAAACACCCUUCAUCGUAGCGGCAGGAAUCAUAAGCAUCAUCCGGGUCAAGGUAUCCCGUCUCACCUUCUGUCUCUCCUUUGAUCAAUCACAUAAAAUAGCUGACAUCGUCCAGGUCCCACUCAAGAAAUCCGACACGGCAAAGAUUCGUCGCGUGGAUUUCCUCGGCGCAUUGACUCUCGUCGCCGCCCUCGUCCUCCUACUCCUCGGCCUUAACAGCGGCGGCAACAUCGUGCCAUGGAACCACCCGCUGGUCUACGUUCCAAUUCCCAUAAGUCUUGUUUUGUUCCUCGUCUUCAUAUACAUCGAAGAUCGCGUUGCACCAGAGCCGGUGAUUCCUGUGCGGCUGCUCGCACACCAAAGUGUCCUGGCCGCCUUGCUCACCAACUGGUUCAUGACGAUGAGCGUGUUCGGUCUCAUCUACUACGGACCCGUCUUUUUCCAGGUCGUCCGUGGCGUGUCUGCAACCGAAGCAGGUACACUCUUCAUUCCACAAGCCUUCGGAAUGGCGUCUGGCUCUCUCGUUUCGGGCUUGUUCAUGCGCUGGACGGGCAAAUAUUACUGGUGGCACGUCGCUCUUCAGGGUUUAUCUGUCACGGCUUCCGCCCUGAUUCUCGGUUUCUUCCGUCAAGGAGUGCCUCUUGCAUUGCCAUUCCUCUUCCUACUGCUGGGAGGCUUUGCUUACGGCUCCAUGCUGACUGUAACGCUUCUUGCCCUGAUCUCCGCAGUCGACCACAAGUACCAAGCAGUCAUCACCUCUGCUUCAUACGCCUUCCGCUCCACAGGCUCGACUAUUGGCAUCACGAUCGCCAGUGCCGUGUUUCAGAAUCUGUUGAAGAAACUCCUCUACGAGCGCUUCGGCGACCUUCCCGACGCCGCAGACAGGAUCAGACGAAUUCGAGAUUCCGCAGACAUCAUCCGCGAUCUCCCUGCAUCGUGGAAAGCGGGCGUGAUCGAGGCCUAUGUUGGCGCUCUGCAAGGCGUGUGGGUCGUGGUACUGGGUUUCGCCAUCGCGACAGCGAUCGUGAGCGUCUUCAUCAAGCAGCAUAAACUGUACAGCAGCCUAGAUCGAAAAUAG